AAACGGCCAGCACUACUGAAGUCAAUGGUGCGCCAUUGUUGCCAGCUUCUGGAGAGAUUGGCCCAAAUACUCUCGAUUCGGCAGAGCAAUUCCAGGGAUCACGAAACGAAUCUGCAACGACCUGGGGAGAGUUGAGUGAACAGAACAUGGCCGACCAUUCAAAUUCUGUGACAUGUACCAAUGAAUCACGGCGCCGUGGCGAAGGUACGAUCGUGGAUUCUGAGGCUGGUCGUGAUGCCGGAUGGAACUUGCGAGAUACGCUUGAACCGCCAAUGCAGACUCCUGUCGCACUAUAUGGAUCUAGCGAGUCCUGCAACGCAGACUUGGCUGACGCCCGGAGAUUCCACGACGAAGUCACGAAGAAGGGGAUCAAAGGCCGCGGCUCAAGGUCAUCGGUUAAGCGCGUUCCUGCUCGUCGCCAGUCUUCUUCUCACAAUCGCAAAUCAUUUGCGGAUCCGCAAAGGAGUACCACGCCGACCACCAGUAAUCCAAUCAAAGGGGUGAACAAGGAGGCUUCCGAUCGUAUUCCACCACAUCUACGUGCGCGAUUGGAAGCACCAGCGCAGAGUUGCGCAAGCCCUCAUCGAACCGCUCAUCUACCAUGGAAACCGAAAGAAAGCGUCGCAGCUGCUUAUUCAUCGGAUAAGCCUUCUGCUGCUUCGUCAGCAGACAAAUCUCUCGCUGCUCCAUCAUCAGAUGAGUCUCUCGGCAAAAGCUCUCCAACAAGCAAGAAUAACGUGUCGUCAUUCGCUGAUACGGCGUUGAAUUCUCCUUCUCAUCGGGAAGAUUCAAGGGAAAGCCCAUCGUCCAAUGACGGUACAGGCAUCGACCAAAGUUCGAUUGGGCAGAUUACUGAUCUCCCAGCCACGAGUCCAACAGUGAAACCCAAGUCGGCCCCGGAAAGGGUGGAUGGAGCAUCACAUAAGGGCAAUCUCCCGCCGAUAGCGACUGAAAUUAAAUCGACGGUUGCCAUGGCCCAAGGAACACCCGUCAGCCCACCUCAUCCGCUGCAGUAUCGUGUCGAUUUUACGCACCAGGUGCCUCAGCACAGCGUCGUGAUACCACCGCCUCCAAACGGCAUUCAGCUCUCAGACCCUCAUCGUUCAAUCCAGAGUGCUUCACAUAUAACGAUGAACGCCAGCCAUGCGUAUGCAGCAGCCGAUCACCUUCAUGGCCUUCAGACAAUCUCACGCCCAUCCCCCUACAGAUCAAAUCCUGGGAUGCAGGCUUUGCCAUCCCAUGCAAUCUACGAUCAAGUUGCACCGUAUCCUGCCCAAGACCAGCAUUCUGUAUGGCCAUCUUCAACGCCUAUGCCUUCUACACCUGACCAAGCAUCAUGGCAGACAUCGCCUCCCGGACUACCAUACGUCCCAAGUACCCAAUCACAUGGCUUCUGGCGCUCAGUAGUACCAGUGAUACCCUCUUGGACCUCACUUGGUCCUCCAACGUUUCCUGCCCAUCAUGAGAUGCCGAGCGCGUACACAUUCGAUCAUGGUCAAAAGCCUGUUGGGUUCUUCGUGGACGACUCGCCUCCGAGCCCGGUGCCUGAUCACUUGUCCGCCCCUUCAAGCGGCGUUUCAUCGCUGAAAAUGAUCAACGGGUACAGCGCAUUCCCAACGGCUCUAGAUACAGUCGCUGCAGGACAGCAAUUGCCCCAAAGUUCGCAACACAACCAAACGCAGCUGUUGAUGAAUGGUGGUAUUCCAAGAGUGAGGCCAGCCCCAAACGAUGUGUAACAAUACUGUCAGCGAGUGAGUGUGAGGCUCAUUUUAAGAAGUCUGGUGUUCGCUUUUCUCGGGCUGUUGACAAUUCCUCGAACAAGAGCGGCAGAAUCGGUCACCGCGAGCAACCACUCCCUGCUAGCCCUGAGCCUCAACAGGAUGGAUAUACUGGACAAGAUCUUAUCAAUCUGGCCGAUGAUGAGGACGAAGCAUUGACUCGAGCUUCAUCGACCCUUGUUCUUCCCGAACAACG
Messenger RNA from Dissoconium aciculare CBS 342.82, 1974 nucleotides. RefSeq lists its product as uncharacterized. The coding region runs from base 147 to 1736 and encodes 529 amino acids. The transcript has 3 exons. The record is from RefSeq and is a predicted model, not a curated record. Lineage: Eukaryota; Fungi; Ascomycota; Dothideomycetes; Mycosphaerellales; Dissoconiaceae.